Linum trigynum is the source of this 1341-nucleotide messenger RNA. The record is from the annotation of a GenBank genome assembly. Lineage: Eukaryota; Viridiplantae; Streptophyta; Magnoliopsida; Malpighiales; Linaceae.
AUGGAUGAUGAGUACGCCAAGCUUAUCAGGAGGAUGAACCCUCCAAGAGUUGUGAUUGACAAUGAUGCUAGUGAAGAUGCAACUAUCAUCCAGGUUGACAGUGUAAACAAGCAUGGAAUACUUCUGGAAGUUGUGCAAGUUCUCACAGACAUGAACCUUGUGAUAACCAAAGCAUACAUCUCAUCUGAUGGAGGAUGGUUUAUGGAUGUGUUCAAUGUCACUGAUCAAGAUGGGAACAAGAUAAUCGAUGAGGAAGCUAUCGACUACAUCCAACAAAGACUUGAAAAUGACGCAAUCUUUUACCCCUCAUUGACCGGUUCAGUUGGAGUGAUGCCAUCAGAAGAGCACACCUCGAUCGAGCUCACUGGCACAGAUCGGCCAGGCUUGCUCUCUGAAGUAUCUGCAGUUCUAGCAGAUUUGGGCUGCAACGUUGUGAAUGCAGAGAUAUGGACUCAUAACGCUAGGGCAGCUGCAGUAGUUCAUGUCAUUGAUGACUCCACUGGAGCUGCAAUUAAAGAUCCCAAACGACUCUCUACAAUUAAAGAUUUGUUAUGCAAUGUGCUGAAAGGGUUUAACGAUUUGAAUAAUGCAAAGACGAGUGUUUCACCACCAGGUCUGCUGAGCAAAGAGAGGAGAUUGCAUCAGAUCAUGUUUGCCGAUAGGGACUACGAGAGGAUAGAAAGGGCAAGUCAUCUCGAGGAUGAUAGCAACUCGAGGCCUCAUGUUACUGUUCUGAAUAUUGAGAAGGAUUACUCGGUGAUCACGAUGAGAUCAAAGGAUCGGCCUAAGCUUCUGUUUGACAUUGUCUGCACUCUUACUGACAUGGAAUAUGUGGUAUAUCAUGGAAUGGUCUGCGCUCGUGGGAAGGAAGCUUAUCAGGAGUUCUACAUCCGCCACAUCGAUGGGUUCCCCAUAAGUUCAGAAGCUGAGCGCGAGCGAGUCAUACAAUGCCUUGAAGCAGCCAUCGAGAGGCGAGCACACGAGGGGCUAGAGCUCGAGCUAUGCACAGAGGACCGAGCUGGUCUCCUGUCAGACAUCACGAGGAUAUUCAGGGAGAACAGCUUGUGCAUCAAGAGGGCAGAGAUCUCGACUAAAGGAGGGAAAGCCAAAGACAGAUUCUACGUCACUGAUGUAACUGGGAAUCCGGUUGAGCCAAGGAUUGUUGACUCAAUUUGCAGGCAGAUUGGACAGACAAAGCUUCAUGUGAAGCAUAGCUCUUUUCUCCCACCAUCAAGCGGUAGUAGAGAUCCUCCACAGGAAACUACAAUGGGGUAUUUUUUCGGAAACCUGUUCAAGGCGCGGACUUUCCAGAACUUCAAGGGCAUCAUCUCAUACUCCUGA